AAAGAGAGAGAGACCCCUCAACUUGGAGCAGGCAGAAUCUCAGCAGCCAAGGGGAGGCAGGAAAAAGAAGACGGGAGAGAGAGAGAGCGAGAGAGAGAGAGGCAAGAGACGUCUGGAAAAUAUUAUCCACCCGCUACUUCCAACUGCUGAGGCUGCUUGCUGCUGCUACGCCGCCGCCGAGCCUGAGAUAGAAGUUCCAUUCAGCCCGGACCAAAGAGAGAGAGUGAGACUUUUUUUUUCUUCCCUCUUUUGCCUGUUGAUGCUGCGCCGCCUUCAACUUUUCUUAGCAACUUCUGCGGCGGGCGCCUGGACUCUCCACCGCCAGGAACAAGCCCACCGUCUCCAUCUCUCUGGAAGCCAGCUUUGAGAAAAAAAUAAGGAAGGGGCAAGGAAAUUUGAAAAAAAAGGCCAGAAACUUGAAUUUUUUUAGGGAACUGGGAUCCAGGUGGGGGAGAAAAGAUCCCCCUUCUGCUCCCUGUUUUCUUCCCCAUGGUUUGCAGGCCGUUGGGAUCCACCCCCUCCAAACACCCUCCCGAAAGCGUGAGUUGAUCUAUUACCUCAAUCUGGGGGGAGAGGGCUUCCCGGUCUCCGCACCGCGCCGACGGCCUCUUUGUAGAUCUUGGAUGAGCAGAGAAGAACUGCAAGGUGAGUGAGGGUUGCUUUUUUUAAAAAAAUAAUAAUAAUGGCAAUUUUAUUUCUGUUUAGGUUUCUUGCAAGAAAUCGGGUUGGGGGGAUUGGGGGGGAUUUAUUUAUUUUUAAAUAAGAGGCGGACAUUGCUUCCGAGGAGGGGGACAGAGAAAUGUUAGUGUUUGUGGAGCGCCAUCGAGGCAACUCGUUGCGCGCGUCUGCCUUUUAAACCGAUGGGAACGCAGGUCUCUGCCCCGAGGAACAGCCUAAUUUAAUUGCCGUUGAUCACCUGAAGCUUCUUUCAGAUAAUGCUGUGCAUCUCUUUACUGCAUCCUGUCUUGGGGAAGCUAAAUUUAACACCUAGGCUACCUUGGGCGCGUCUUCAGGGCGCAGGAAACGAUCCUGCCAAGGUCAACCGCGUUUUAAGGCUGCAAUUCUGCGCGUACUUACUUGGGAGCAAAGCUCGUGUGGGCCUAAGCAUAGUUAGGGUUUUUUUUGGGGGGGUGCGCUUCUCUUCUACUGGGGGAAAAUGGUAUUGGGAAGUGUUCACCUUUAGCCGGAUCUUGCCCGUUUUCCUUAUCCUGGUCUAUAAAUCGUUUACCAACCCCGAGUUCUGCAAAUGCAUUAAAGAUCGAGGAUCGAGCGCCAGGGUUUUGUGGCAGAACAGAACUUACUCGCGAGUAAACCCCAUUGGAAGGGGCUUGUGGAGGAGUAAAUGCAUCUAGGUCCUCCUAGUCUCUUCUCUCAUUUCCGUGAUAAUUGUGGGAACAUCCAUAAAAUCGAUGGAGGGAAAUCAGUAAGUCUACUCGCAAGUAACUGGUGGGGAGGCGUGUCUUGUACGCCUAAGUAAAGGAAUAGUUUUUUUCCUCUCGGCUUGCAAGAAAUAUAUAUCACACGUAUGAACACACCUAUGUAAGCUAAAAGGUUCUUGGGAGAUUUGAAGACAUUGAUCUGGUUCCAAAAUAUCAAAGGAGCGAGUCUAUCCCGGAAGGCGGGUCUGGUUUCCCCUUCUCUCUCUUUUGGGCUGCAUACACUGUAGCUAUUUAGACACUUGUAAAAACAUGAAACGUGACUUUGCCACGCCCUCCCCUCCCUUCCCGGUUUCAAAUGGGUGGAAGAGAGUGGAGAAGGAACCUGGGAAGGAGCAGAAGGCGAGAGGGGGAGGGGUGUGGGUGUCAGAUUCCCAGUGAUUUAUUUAUUUAUUUAAGGAAGGGGGGAGAGGAUGUCUCAGCAACCUACAAACCGAGCCAGAAUCGGCCAAUACAUUUGACUGGCGGGAGAAAGGAGCUGCUCCGCAACGCUUCCACCUACGGAACGCGCUGCCACAAUAUGGGAGGGUAGCUGGGUGGCUGGGGCGCGCUCUUGGCAUCUUUCGUUUUUCUUUUUCUGAAAGACGCAUUGAUGGGAGCUACAGAUCUGUCAAGGCAAAGGCUGUGAAACGAAGGAGCCGUGUUCAAAUGCAAUCUGAAUAGCCAGAUGCUGCGGUGGUAGUGAGGAACAUCUGGCUAUUGACACCCCCCCCCGCCAGCGACCAUGGCCAGAGCUGCUGGGAGUUGGGAGUCCAGCAACAUCUGGAGAGCCGGUCUCCCCCUCCCCUCUAUGGAAGAAACAUCUGUCUGCUCGGUGUUUGGAGAGGGGUGUGUCUGGUUUGGUGAACCCUUUUUGGAAGACGCUUCGAAAUGCUUCGGGGGGAGGGAAGGGAAGCAGAGAUAGGUACCCACCCUAUAUUAACACGUGGGCACCCUGACUCCUCCACCCCACCCUCAAGAUCUGAGAGUGCCUCUUUACUCAGGCCUUAAGCCUCGCUGGCUUCAAAGUUGUCUAUGCGUAGGAUCGCUGCCGCAGCUGGGCGCCGUUUUACAGGAGAGGAGCAAUGCAACUCCUCGCCUCCAGGCCUUGCAAGGCUCAAUGCUUUGCCACCCAAGUGCGGUGUGUGGCCGUGGAUCGGGGCGAGGGUUUUGCUUUGGUUUUUUCCGGGUGGGCAGGGUUGAGAUCCUCUGCUUUGGAGGAUGGGGCGCGCCGGCAGGCGAGGGAAAUGGAAGGACGUGGCAUCGGCUCCGGAGCCGCGCGCGUGCAGGCAGGGGCCGAUCCGCUCUCCCCCCAUCCGUGGGGCAGGACAAAGAGACAGGCUUGAGAGGAGGCUGCGCUGGCCCCGGCUUGGCAACCGCCUGCCGGGCUCCAAGAUGCCUAUCUCUCUCUCUCCAUGCCCUGGAUAGAAGCCACCUCAUUGUUUCGUUCCCACUGCCCCCCCCUUUUUUUAUUGCUCCGGAUUCAGCAGCCUUUCUUCCCUCGUGGGAAGGCGCAGCGAGUUUAAAAGCAGGGUCCUUUUGCAAAAGACCCAAUGCAAAAGUGUCUGGUUGCAAAAGGCUUCGACAGGGCGCAGCUGGAGCGGUUCAAUUAUGGGGAGGCGGGGAGAAGAGACCGUGGUUAUGGGCCAGAGUCCAGAGAGGCGACCCACACGUGCGCAGCAUUCGCCCCUCCAGCGCAUGAAAACAAGCCCCGGCCUGCCUGCAGCCCCGCGCCCCCUUGCAAGCCCGGGGAGAGGCGUCUGAAGCCCCGGCCGCUUCCUAAUCCCCGCCUUCCCUUUUUGCAGAGCGAGCAAAAAAAAGAAGAGCGAGGUCGCUCAGCAAAAAGCCAGGCAGACUUUUAUUGCAGGCUGGGAACCCACGUGGCAGCAGGCAAGACCCGAGAUGCAGGGAAUGCCGACGAUGAGGUCACUGUGUGGGAGGGUCCGCCUCCUCCUUUAUGACGCGGCGCCGCACCGUCUCCUGAUUGGCUCCGGCGGUCUGGAAGGGGUUCCCCCGGCCGAUCCGUGAGACAAGCAUGAGGGAAAUGGGGACUUUUUCUACAGCUGGCGCCUCUGAGAGGGAAGAGAAAAAGGAGACGUUUCAAGGGGGUUCUUGGCAUAAGAAGCUCCUUUCGACUUCCCAGCCCUGCCUAGAGAGUCAGGGGAUGGAACCUGGGAUCUUCUGUUCUCCCACGGAGCUCAAACUCCCCUCCCCCUUUAUUAUUAUUUCAGAAUAAAAAUUUGAGCCCAGCAGAUGUGGAAAUGGAUUGGAAAACAAAGAAGAAAUACGUUGGGGGCGGGACGGGGACUCCUAGAAGUACUUAAUUUACAAAAUAGAACAUCCAGAAAGUAUAAAAUCAAGUAUAAAGUUCUUAAAUCAGCAUCUGCGUAAGGAUACGCUCCCAAAUUAUAACUAUAAAUGAGUCUCUUACAUAUGUACGUUAAGUAUUAUAGGAUGAUUAGGGCUGCCAUACAUUUGGGAUUUCAUAGGCGGAAUUGACGUCUGUUGUUUUUUUUUUUAAUUUGACGGGGGGGAAUUUACAAAAGAGCGCAGGUUUUUGUGUGUUGUGUUUCCUUCCUAAAGAAAGCUCAGCAGCUUUGGGGUGUCCUGGUUUUUACUUUUUUGAAACAUAGCAACCAUAAGGAUGAUACUUUCCUCAAUAUCCCUUGAUGUUCUUGCUCUUAUUUUGAAAAGAUAAAUUAAAUUAAAAACUUAUUUUGAUAUUAUACUGCACUGAAAUGUUUAACUGUUUCUUUGAUUGCCCUUGAAUCUUGCCAUCACACUUGCCAUCCUGUCUCUGAGAGCUGAUGGGUUAUUAUACCAUAUAACUGCUCUAGAAACAUGGGGCUUGAAGGUUAAGCAUUUUUUUUUUAUCCCAUUGAUUUUGGGGGUUGGGAGGGAGAUUUAAAGCAGGUGAUUGUGUGCUUCAGAUGGUGACUUCAUACUAGGGAGCGAGUCCCACAGAGCUCUGUAAACAUGCUUAGGCUUGCCUUUCUCUAGCCCCUGCCUUACAAACUGCAUUUAUUUCCUUAGACUUCAAUAUGAGUCCGUGUGCUCACUUUUCCUAGUACAGUGGUACCUUGGUUUACAACCAUAAUCCGUUCUGGACGUCCGGUUGUAAACCAAAACAGGUUGUAACCCAAGGCGCGCUUUCGCCAAUGGGGCCUCAAAAAAAAGGGGGGGUUGUAAUUUUUUUAAAAUGGGUUGUAAUUAAAAAAAAGGGACACGCACUUCUGGGUUUGACGUGGUUGUAAUCCAAAACAGUUGCAAACCAAGGUAUACAAUACACAAGGUUGUGUACAAUAAAAUCAAAGGAAACAGAGGCGAAAAGGAGUCACCCAGGUACAAAACCUAUUUCCAUAGAUGCAGGCUGCAACUAAUAACGUUUUACCUGUGUUGGAAGGCAGUUAUGUUCACCUGCAGAAGCAUGAGAAUUGUCUUACCAUUUUAGUAAACAUGUUUCAUGUACAAAAGGAAAAUAACUGGGGGCGGGGAAGAGUGACCCCACUCCCAAAUAAAAGGAUUAUUUUAGAUUUUAACCAUUUAAAACAGAUGUGGGGAAUCGGUGGCCCUUCAUAUGUUGUUGGAUUCUAGCUCUCUCAGUAUUGUUAGCCAGCAUGGCCAGUGGUCAGGGAUGACGGGAGUCAAAGGUGCCAGCUUUUCCAGAUGAUUGAGGGGCCUGACGUAAGUCUCAGGGAGCCAGGGGGUGGAGCCAAGCGCCCUCUGGAAAUUGAAGAGGCCUGGUCCCGGCCCCCUCAAAAAAUACAUUGCCGUUGGGGCCAAAACUGCAUUGGCCCCUAGGUGUCUGCCCCCAACGAUGGGUGUUCAACAUCUGGAAGGUCACAGAUGCCCCACCUUAGAUUUGUGGGCUUUGUUUGUAUAAACAGAACUCGGGGUUUGAGAUGAUGGGAAGGGACCCUCUGUGGCGUUAACAUAUGAGAGAGUCCUGGAGGUGAAAUAGUUAAAUGGGUUACCCAAUCAGAACCCAGGGGGGUGGAGUCAGAGGGACCAUAAAACCAGCUCUGGGAGGGGCAAAGAGAGAAGGUCGUUGGGAGUUGGGUGGUUGGUUGGAGUGGGAGUGAAUUGGGAUAGUUUGUGGGUAGGUUGAGUUAGUGUAGCGAAAUAGGCUGAGUCAGGAACAGUUAGGGGCUAGGAAGACAAGUAAAUAUCUGAGAGGUGGUUUAGUGAGUGAGAGCAGGUAGCGGAAGUUAUAGGUCUGGAUAGGCACCCCAUGAAUGUAAUUGACCAGUAUGGUUUAUGAAACCACAUGCUUGUUAAAUUGCAAGAAAUAACAAAAGUGUGUUUCAAUUUAACCCUGACUGGAUUCAGUAUUGUCCCAGGUAGGGCCUGGGUGGUGGCAGCGAGAAAUAAAGUGGUGGCACAGGGAUCAAUAGGCGGUGAAACGUCCGGGGACCCUGUGUGAUCGCCACACCCUCCUUCCAUGCACACAAUACAGUGGUACCUCUGGUUGCGAACGGGAUCUGUUCCGGAGGCCCGUUCGCAACAUGAGCAGGAUGCAACCUACGUCUGCGCAGGUCACGAUUCGCUGCUUCUGCGCAUGCGCAAGCGGCAAAACCUGGAAGUAACUCUUUCCGGUACUUUGGGUCCCCGCGGGACACAACCUGAAAAUGCUCAACCUGAAGCAAACGUAACAUGAGUUAUGACUAUAAUUGCACUCCUUCCUCUUGCCCCAGAUUGACCAACAAAGCAAAGGCAUCGCGGUUGGUAGCACAGAACAAUGGAAACAAAUAAUUGGCUGUAUCAAAAGUCCUUGGUGGUUGCAUCCAGCACGUGUGCUCAGAUCCUUUGAAGAAACCAAGGACCCGAGCACACAUACUGGAAGCAAGCUUCAUUCAAAUCAAUGGGAUAAUGCUGAGCAAAGACGCUUAGGAUCAGGGUAUUAGAGAGAAAUAACUUUCUCAAGGCCACAACAAAUCCAUAAGUAGAUUAGUCACCAGCCUUGAAGGCCGACUGGACCUCAUUGGCUCGCCACCGAAUGCUCUUUGAAAUAGUGUGUAACUGACAAGCCACAUAUAUUAUCCCCAGUGGUUUCUAGUUUCCACACAUCUUUAAGUAAUAGCUAUCAGCAGGAGCAGAAAAUAAAACCUACCACCACCCAGCAGUCUGCACAGGGAACAGGACAAUGAGACAGCUUUGAAACUUGAGACUUGGCCUUUUCAGUUCUCUUCCAACCCACUGAAAUGAGAUGCAUCAAUCUGCAAGCCAGCGGAGGCUGCAGUCCAACACAGGCAUGCAAAGGAAUGAGCCUCCUUGAAUUCACUGGGACUUUCUUCUGAGGAAAUCUGCACAGGCACAAACUAUCCCUGGGAAGCCUGUUCCACUGAAAUAGAUGAAGCUCGCUUUGCUGCAAAAUCCAGUUAAUUGAUUAGAGAACUGGAACUUGAGGCUAGUUUAGCUUCUGAUAGUUCAAAAUAUAAUUGCUGCUGAUUAAUCCAAGGAUAAUAGUGCUCCUUUUGCUUUGCGUUGUAUCAAGACCUGUGUGCUGGGAUGGUAAAUAAACCCAUACAUAAGAAGAACAAGGGACGCGGGUGGAGCUGUGGGUUAAACCACAGAGCCUAGGACUUGCUGAUCAGAAGGUCGGCGGUUCGAAUCCCCGUGACGGGGUGAGCUCCCGUUGCUCGGUCCCUGCUCCUGCCAACCUAGCAGUUCGAAAUCACAUCAAAGUGCAAGUAGAUAAAUAGUUACUGCUCCGGUGGGAAGGUAAACUGCAUUUCUGUGCGCUGCUCUGGUUCGCCAGAAGCGGCUUAGUUAUGCUGGCCACAUGACCGGAAGCUGUACGCCGGCUCCUUUGGCCAAUAAAGCGAGAUGAGCGCCGCAACUCCAGAGGCGGUCACGACUGGACCUAAUGGUCAGGGGUCCCUUUACCUUUACCUUUAGGGCUGAGAUUCAUGUUCUCCAGCAUAUUUUUACAGCAGGAGAAACCAGUGAUGCCUUCACCCUUAGUUGCAUUUGUCCUGUGUAACAUGAUCAUGUGACAUGAACAUAUCAGCUGGCUUGAGGAAACCCCAAGGUUUGCAGAAGUAUGACAAAUCUAUAGAAAGGGGAAACUCCAAAAACAGCUCAAUGAUGAGGACUAAGAGUAUAUGCACACUAUACCUUCUAAAGCAUAUUUGAAACAAGUUCUUUGCCUCCAAGAAUUCUCGGCACUGUCGUUUGCCCCUCACAGUUACACUCCUCACAAACCUGAACAAACUACAGUGCCCAGAAUUCUUUGAGGGGAAGAAUGUACCUUGAAGGUGCUUUGAAGGCUACAGUGGUACCUCGGGUUAAGAACUUAAUUUGUUCUGGAGGUCCAUUCUUAACCUGAAACUGUUCUUAACCUGAGGUGCCACAUUAGCUAAUGGGGCCUCCCGCUGCUGCCGCGCCGCCGCCGCACAAUUUCUGUUCUCAUCCUGAAGCAAAGUUCUUAACCCGAGGUAUUAUUUCUGGGUUAGUGGAGUCUCUAACCUGAAGCGUUUGUAACCCAAGGUACCACUGUGAAAUAUACUCGGAGUCGAGAGUGGAUUUCAUGCUCUUUAUUCAGCUCAUAGUGGUGAGGAGGAAUGGAAGUUCCCCCAGAAUGUCUGCUUUAUAUACAUUAUUUACACAAUGGGCCCCACGUGAUUGGCUAAUUCCGGGAUUCUCCUGUAGGCCAAUCAGGUCGCAGCUUCACUUCCACCUGGAGCUGGAUUGGGUGGCUCCUGUGGACCAAUCAGACUGCUGCAUUUUGGAUCCUAUUCAACUCAGUACAUAACACACUGUAUACUGUCUGUACACAAAUGUGCUCAGUGGGUACAGAAUGCUGGCUAACUUGAGAGGCAUUGAACAGAAAACUUGUAGCGGGGAGGAAUGUAAACAGAGUAGCUAGAAUUCUGAGCAGGCGCAUAAUGCAAUGUGUUGCAGGUCUCCUGUAGACCACUGUUCAGGGGGCAAAUACAGUUGUAUUGAUAUAUUUGUUAGCGUUCCAGCCAUUCACACAGUUUGCGAUUCUGCAAUGUGUACAUUUAGCCACCUCUACAUAACUAGCUGCUAGAGGUGCUUUGUGUUUUUUUGCUAAUUAUAUAGGGGGUUAGGUUCACUUUUAGCCAAUCCAGUAUUGCAGAGACUAUUUCCUAGCAUGUCUUUUCAUAGAGGGGCUCAUGUACAUGCACACAUCACUCCGUGACAGGAAUGUGCAAAAUAGCUACUGCAUGAUCUAACGUGGAGAAUGGUUUGAAAGAUUGCCAGAUAAAACCUCACUUUGGUCACAGGACAGGCUAACUAGGUGGCCUUAAGGCAAAUCCUCACCUCUUGCCUGGUUUUAUUAAGGAUUAGUCAAUGGCUACUAGUCCUGACGGCUAUGCAUUACUUUUAAGUGCAGGAGGCAGUAAACCGCUGAAUGUGAGUUGCCGGAAAUCACAAGUUGGGUGAGUGUGUCCUGCUUGUGGACUUGCUGCUUGUGGACUUGCUAUGUCUGGGCACACUUGGCUAUUGUAAGAGCAGGAUGCUGGACAAGACGGGGAUUUGGUUCUGAUCCACCAGGGCUCGCUCUUUGCUCUUUUUGGCCACCACUCACCCCAGCAAUAUGGCAACAAUAGCACUUGCCCUCCCUUACUGAGCCUGCUAGCAAUUGCAGGGAUAAGAAAUAGGAUGUGCUUUGAACACACGCAUAUGCAAUCCUAUGCACACUUACAUGGGAAUAAACAGCACUGGAUAAAGUGCAGUUUAUGUGCAUACAUAGGAUUGCACAAUAUGAAUGCAAAGUAUUAUUCUUACUUACCAAACACCCAACACUUUCACUUCCAGCACAAUAUUGUUCAAUAGAGGAUAUUCACAUGCUUAGUUAUGUGAGUCACUGGGUACUUCCAGCUUCACAAAAGCCUUCCUUUUUCUCAGUAUAGUAUCCACCCCUCCCCCUCAUUUAUUACUAAGAACUCAACAUUCCUUCCCAAAAUGUUGGCAUUCCCAUACUUUCCUCAUUGGCAUCCUUCAAAUGAUAUUUGCACCAUCUUUCUUUCUUUCUUUCUUUCUUUCUUUCUUUCUUUCUUUCUUUCUUUCUUUCCAACUCUUAGGGGCCAAGGUCCCUUUGGCACCCUCAAUAAAAUAUAUUUUGGGGGGGCACACAAACCUAAAGUUGAUCAGAAUUGCCAUUCAAAUGGUGUGUUUGUGCCAUGUCUACUGACUUGAUUAUGCGGGCCAGAACUUAUCUGGCCCCCUCCAAGAUUUUAUUCAAGUUGGCAUCCUUGGGUGCCGAUUUUAUACUCCCUAUCACUAAUCCAGAUUGGUUAGAACCCUUAUUUUGACUUAUCUGCGCUCUUUGGAAGCAGGGAGAGACCUUCAUUUUAAUGAAGUAAAGGUAAAGGGACCCCUGACCGUUACGUCCAGUUGCAGACGACUCUGGGGUUGUGACGCUCAUCUUGCUUUAUUGGCCAAGGGAGCCGGCAUACAGCUUCUGGGUCAUGUGGCCAGCAUGACUAAGCCGCUUCUGGUGAACCAGAGCAGCGCACGGAAACACCGUUUACCUUCCCGCUGGAGCGGUACCUAUUUAUCUACUUGCACUUUGACGUGCUUUCAAACUGCUAGGUUGGCAGUAGCUGGGACCGAGCAAUGGGAGCUCACCCCGUCGCGGGGAUUCGAACAGCCGACCUUCCGAUCGGCAAGCCCUCGUACCUUAACGAAGCAUGCCUACAGCUAAAAGGUGUAAGACUUGAGAGCAAUGGCGUAGGCAAACUGACAGUUCAGAAUAGGGCCCCACGCCUUUUAAUUCAGUGCUACUCGGAGACCCCGUACUGGGGUCUCUGAGAAUGUACAGCUGGUUUCAUGUUUAUAAUGGCCUGAUUUUUUUAUUAUUAUUUCUUUUUUCAUUAUUGAAAGCUGGGCUCUCUCCUGUUCUUUAAUUUGCACUUAAAACAGAGACCUGACAUCGGCUCUGUCUGAUCCCUGCAGCGAAGAUCAAUGACAUGUAAAAAAUCUGGAAAUGAUAAAUGAGCUAAGGCAACUGGGCUGCAGAGCAGUAAAGCCGUACAGAUGUAACAUAACUGUUCAGUUUCCCCUUCCAUUGGCUCUUAAAACUGGAAGGGGAAAGAAUGCUGACAGCUAUUUUAUGUUCAUAAUGAAUGAACGCUGGGAAUCAUUUGUACUUCAAAGAUGGAUUUGCUUCUGCUGCUGCCAAAAUUAAGUCUCAGCCAGCUUCCCAGAAAUGGGGGUGCCAAUCGGCUAAUGUAGCAAUCGGCUAAUGUUAUAAUUUACAGGUGCCUGCGUACGGUUCGAAUGUAAAUACAGUAAGUGUGAAUGUAGAGAUGACCACCCUCUGAAACUCCUCCUACAGCUUUUUGGAAGCUGAAGGAUGCAGCAGAUCUCUGGUUCAUCUGACUGGUUCCUGGCACAAUAGAGAAUCAUGUCUUGAAUUUGAGGAGGCUGUUCCUGGAAAAGAGGCAGUCUGAGAGGAGAAUAAGUCAAGUCAUGUGAGGGAGAUCUUUAGGCAGAGGUGGAGAAGCAUAUAAUUGGGUAGAAGAAUAAAGAUAAUCAGUAAAGGUAAAGGACCCCUGGGUGGUUAAAUCGAGUCAAAGGAGACUAUGGGGUUGCGGGCGCGCAUCUCACUUUCAGGCCAAGGGAGCUGGCAUUCAUCCACAGACAGCUUUCCGGGUCAUGUGGCCAGCAUGACUAAACCACUUCUGGCGCAAUGGAACACUGUGACGGAAACCAAAGCACACAGAAACACUGUUUACCUUCCUGCCGAAGCGGUACCUAUUUAUCUACUUGAACUGGUGUGCUUUCGGACUGCUAGAUUGGCAGCAGUUGGGACAGAGCAACAGGAGCUCAGCCCCUCAUACGGAUUCGAAUUGUUGACCUUAAGAUUAGCAAGCCCAAGAGACUCAGUGGUUUAAGUCAUGUGACGUAUUUAUGCUGCUCCUGGUCUUGAAACUUUACUCAUUUACAUAGAAUCAUUUAGUCCUUCGUGUAUUCAUCUAGUCAAAGCCCGGGCAAUGCAGGGAAUCCAGUACUAUAGGAGAGGCAUUCGUGGACUGUGGUCCAUUCCAGUUCAUUUUCUAAGUGGGUUGAAAGUAACAGGUGUUAACCUGAUACUCCUUUUCUAGCAAGUGCCAAUCUCCCGUAUCUGCUCCAGGGCUUUGCCACUUGUUCCCCAACCCCUGGCUAGCUUGCAGUCAUUUUGAGAUCACUUCUGAAAGCUCCUCAAUAUGAAAUUAGAACAGAAAAAAGCAAAAAACCCCAAGACUUCAGUAAUUAUUAUUAUUAUUAUUUCACCCAACCUGAGCCAUUGUUUGACAGUCAUUAUUUGAACCUGAACCUGAACCAGAACAAGAGUCCUUAGGUUUCCAGUUUGGUUUUUUUUGGGGGGGGGGGGUUAAAGCCUGUAUUGGCUAGACGAGUGAGUGAGGAAUUCUCCAGUUGUGGCUGUUUUUGACCUCAAGUGGGAUUUCCUGGCUAUUUGGAAUUGUUCCAGCCACCAAGUCUUUCCUCUUGCAGGCUUAUCAAAUUUGUAACGAGCAGAUUGGUGACUGGAAUGGUGCCAAGCAGCAGCCACAGCAGCAGCAUUGGCUGCCACAAUCCGGUCCCGAUUUUUAACUAUCAGAUCCUGGGCAUCAGAUAGCAAAGGCCCCGGUUUCAAAGUCCUGUAUCAAAUGUCCGUGUUUCGCUAUGACUGCAGUCCUGCCCAAGGCUACAUUGCUGAAAACCCGUUGGCUUCAGCUGUGUUCAGGAUUCUGGGCAAAGCAACUCGAGAUUUCAGUCUUAAUAGUGGGACAGAUUGGGAAAGUGCUUGGGGAUAUCAAUUUAGCUUGUGCGCUGAUGGAUUGCAUUGCGGCAAGUGACAGAGCUUUUGCAUGUGGAAGGUCUCUGGCUCAGUCCCCAGCACCUCCAGGUAUAGGGGAGAGAGUGGUCACCUCAGCCCAUGAAGGUAGCUAGUAGUAGAAGAAGAGGAGUUUGGAUUUGAUAUCCCGCUUUAUCACUACCCUAAGGAGUCUCAAAGUGGCCAACAAUCUCCUUUUCCCUUCCUCCCCCACAACAAACACUCUGUGAGGUGAGUGAGGCUGAGAGACUUCAGAGAAGUGUGCCUAGCCCAUGCUAGCCCAAGGUCACCCAGCAGCUGCAUGUGGAGGAACAGGGAAGCGAACCCGGUUCACCAGAUUACGAGACUACUGCUCUUAACCACUACACCACAAGACCCGGGUUCAAACCUCAGCAUCUCCAAAGUAAUGGUCUGAAAUCUUGGGGAGCCACUGCCAGUCGAUGUAGAUAAUUACAGAGGGGGAAAGGCUGGGGGUUUGUCUCUAGUGGAGGCCUACCACACAACCCCAGCAUCUGCUGCCUGACGUAGGCACCUCAUCUUGCCUACUCCCCACAAGCCAAUUCCUAUGUCCUUGUGAACACUUUCCAUUUGGUUGGAAUGAAAUUAAAUGCAGAAAAACGAAUCAUAUAUUUUUUUUAGAGUUGGAAGGGGAUUGAACCUGCAGCCUUGGCAUUAUUAGCGCCACACUCUUACCAGCUGAGCUAUCCAGGUAUCAUGCUUUCAACAUGUAUUUUGUAUAAAUGAAUUCUGUGUGCCAGGUUGGGGGUGCGUGGGGAGGGAGGGCAUGGCUGUCAACUUUCAGAUUUGAAAAUAAGGGAUCAGCAGCCUCGAAAAUAAGGAAUCGGCAACCUCACCUGUCCCGGGGACAGUCUAUGGGAUAUCUAACAAUCCGGGAUAGCAGUGGGAAGCAGCGGGAAACGGCGCUGGAAUAAGGGAAAUUCCCGCAAAAAAGGAAAGAUUGACAGCUAGGAGGGAGGGAGGGAGAACAAGAGAGAAAGAGUGAGUGAGAUACAGAGAUUACUGUAAGUCCUACAGGAUGCUUAACUGUAAAGCAACCGCAAGCAGCAGGGAUCUCUUAAUUGUCACAUUGCUGCAAAGUCUACAGUCUUUGGCUAAACUCUCAUAUCAAGCUACCGAAGUCAAAGAAUUUCCCACAGAUUUUUGCUGUGCUUUUAAGUAUGUGGCAAAUCUCCCACUGAGUUCAAGGCAGUCCAAAUUACAUCUGUCAGGUUGUUUUGAUUCAUUUGAAACUAUGGGCUUAAUCAGCUACACCCGGGGCCUUUUUUCACAUGACCAUUUGGCUCAAGCUAAUAACCCUUUUAACUUAUACAGAUUUGGGGUGCCCCCUGCUUCUCCACCAGUAGUGCUUAUCCAUAUGUACCAAAGCGGGGAGAAGCCACAGUGGCAGCUUCUGGGGAGAUCUCACGAGAGCGCUGUGAUAUCUUGCGAGAGCUCUGUAAGAUCUUGAUCUCUCUCCAGAAGCCAUUGCCACACAACCCUGGCAAGGAAGGCCAGAGGGGGCAGCGGCGGGGGGAUGGCACCUUUCCAUUUUGCCUCUGGCGGCAAAACAGGAUGGGCCACCCCUGGCAUACAUGUCACCAAGUUGAGCAUAGCUGCUAUGCUAGAUUUUUGGCAGAGAGUCACUGUUGCUAACCGGGAGGGGAAGGCUGUGGGGAUGUUGGCAUGGUGCAAACACACUGGCAGAACGAAUCUGGUACUCCUGCCAAUGUGUUUGCACCACGCCUAGCUCUCUCUGCCACCUUGCUCCUCUCCAUCCUGGUAAACCCCAGUCAGAUGUGGAUUUAGGGCAGCGCAACCGGUGUCCCCACACUGGGCACUGAGCCACGGGGGUGGCUGCAACUAUGACGUGGUGCACGUGCAUAAUAGAAGGUGAGAAGUGGGACACACCCCAUUUUAGCCUUGCACAGGGUGCCACUGAAAUUUGAAAGGCCAAAGUCUCCCUCUGCUCCAGGGGCCCACCCUCUGGGAAGCUGGUGCAGCAGCUCUGCCCAACCUCACAAGCCAUUUCUGAGCAAACUCUCUUGUGGACAGAUGUUGUUAGACUGCAGAUCCCAUCAUCCCUGCCUUUUGGCUGUGGUGGUUGUCACUGAUGGAGGUUGGAGGGCCACAAGUUUCCCAGCUAUGGUCUACUGAGUUCAACUGGGUUUAUUUUCAGGUAGGACUUCAGGCUUCACCUUCCUCUCCCUGUGGCUUCUCUGUUGAUCUGGAACCUCCUUAUGAUGCUUUCUGGUAGCUCUUAUUUUGUCUGCUGCUAUACAGAAUCUGCUAAUGAUGUGUUUGGUUAGGAGCCUUUGGGGGCUAUUGUUCUGUGAUGUUGUAUUUUGUCAGAUUAUGCUGCAAACGGCUCUAGGAUCUUACAGGAUGACUUGGAUGAUGAUGAUGAUGAUGAUGCACAGGACUGGUUGGCUUGGGUUCUGAUAGCUGUGAUUCCGGCAUUGCAGGGUGUUGGGCUAAGUGACCCUUGACCCCACAAUUCUAUGAUCCUAAUAUAGUCAUGGUCUUCUUAGUAAAGUAGUUGCUUCAAUAUGCCCACAUUCUUAAUGGAUUGAGUUGGGUUGGGGGUGGUUGUUGAUUCUGGUUUUUGUAGAUGGUUGCAGCAUCAAGCGGUGUGUCAAUGAACCACCACAGAUACAGAACAUCGCAAGACAGAUUGCCCAUCACCCCUUUAUCCAAUGCAUAACAGCAGGGGCGGAGCAAGGUGGGGGCGGUCUGCCCCAGGUGUCAACUCUGAGGGGGGCGACAUUUGAUGCACCGUCUGCCCGCGACUCCCACCUACCCCUACUCUGGCAGCCUUCCCUCCUCGUUUUGAUAGCCUCAUGCUCCCUAGCUGCUGGCAAAUAUUAAAAUACAGUAAUACAUCAAACAUUAAAAGUUUCCCUAAACAGGGCUGCCUUCAGAUGUCUUCUAAAAGUUUGGUAGUUGUUGUUCUCUUUGAUAUCUAGUGGGAGGGUGUUCCACAGGGCGGGCACCACUAUCGAGAAGGCCUUCUUCCUGGUUCCCUGCAACUUGGCUUCUCACAGUGAGGGAACCGCCGGAAGGCCCUCGGCGCUGGACCUCAGUGUCCAGGUAGAAAGAUGGAGGUGGAGACGCUCCUUCAGAUACACUGGACCCGAGGCCAUUUAGGGCUUUAAAGGUCAGCACCAACACUUUGAAUUGUGCUCGGAAACGUACUGGGAGCCAAUGUAGGUCUUUCAAGACCGGUGUUAUGGGGUCUCGGCGGCCACUCCCAGUCACCAGUCUAGCUGCCUUAUUCUGCAUUAGUUGUAGUUUCUGGGUCACCUUCAAAGGUAGCCCCACAUAGAGCGCAUUGCAGUAGUCCCAAGCGGGAGAUAACCAGAGCAUGGACUACUCUGGCGAGGCAGUCUGCGGGCAGAUAGGGUCUCAGCCUGUGUACCAGAUGAAGCUGGUAAACAGCUGCCCUGGACACAGAAUUGACCUGCGCCUCCAUGGACAGCUGUGAGUCCAAAAUGACUCCCAGGCUGCACACCUGGUCCUUCAGGGGCACAGUUACCCCGUUCAGGACCAGGGAGUCCUCCACACCUGCCCGCCUCCUGUCCCCCCAAAACAGUACUUCUGUCUUGUCAGGAUUCAACCUCCUGACAAGAAGCAAAAGGUCCUUUAACUCAGGACCCAAACCUUGGAACCACAAAAAGCUCAACAACCUUGGCCAAUCCUUCCCUAAAGAAAGCUCAACAACUCCUUGCAAUGAUAAUAGGUAGAUCACAGUCAGUCCUUUUAUACUGUGAGUAGAUGGCAGUCUCUUGGGAGUCCAACCAGAUUUCAACUAGAGUCCAAAUAAAUUUUCCACACCGGGUACCACCUGACCUUGCUAUGCCACUGCAUAAUUGUUUUCAAUGGAGCCAGUUCACAUGUCCAGCUGCUCCGUCAUCUGGCAGUGAGAAGCCAAGUGAUGGACACAGACGUGUAAGAAACAGCCUUGAAACUUCAAACUGCUGGCGACACAUUUUAGGGUGUGACUCUGUAGAUCCUGCCAGACCAAGGGUUUAGAUCUUUUAAGAAUGUGUCUCCAUUACAGAAUCUGGAAUAAGCUUUCUCUCUCUGAAGCUGUACAUGAAAGCAAGCUUACUGCCUUCUUUAAACCUCCCCCACUCUUAACUUUAAAAUCUCUAAAAAGGAUUCCUUUCUCUUUGACUCCUGUCCUUGUGAUCUGCUAGAAGUGAUUGAAUACGUCCUUUUCUAAGUUAUAAAAGGGUGUAGCCCCCAUCCUCCCCUCCCCCAUGCUGUAAAGCCCUGUAAGACAGAAAUGUAAACAGUUGAUGAGUGUUGUAUGGCUAUAGUUAAGUAGAAAAUCUUUUUUCCCAGCCUUUCAAAGGGAUGGUCCUCAAGCAUAUAAUGAUGUCAGAGGGUGUAGUUCCAAAUCAGAUGUGGCCAACAGAUGGUGUGCUGAAUAUUAUCAGCAUGCACACAGAAAAUAGUGAAUGUAAGGAAAAUGUGAAUAAUGAGGAAAGGGGCAGAAGUUUGGGGAUGGGUCUGGCUACACUGCCAGAGUUCGGUUUAGGAAUACAUUUCAUUUGAAAAAGUCUAACCAUGUGACACAUAUGUUUUCCUAGCUAAGGCAGCAACCCUAAACUCUGCAUUAGAGAGGUAAAGGUAAAAAGGUAAAGGACCUCUGGACGGUUAAGUCCAGUCUAAGGCUACUAUGGGGAUGUGGCACUCAUGGCUGAGGGAGCCGGCGUUUGUCCACAGACAGCUUUCCAGAUCAUGCAGCCAGCAUGACUAAACCGCUUCUGGUGCAAUGGGACACCGUGAUGGAAACCAGAGUGUACGGAAACGCCAUUUACCUUCCCGCCGCAGCAGUACCUAUUUAUCUACCUGCACUGGUGUGCUUUCGAACUGCUAGGUUGGCAGAAGCUGGGACAGAGCAACAGACAGAGCUCACCCCGUCACAUGGAUUCUAACUGCCCACCUUCCGAUCGGCAAGCCCAAGAGGCUCAGCUGGUUUAGACCACAGCACCACCCACAUCCCUCUAAAGAGAGGAAGUCCCACUGAACUUGGUGGAACUCUUGUUCUGAUAAAACAAGUAAGAUUAUGCUGCAGAGACUGUAUAUAAGGGCACAUUACAUGUGCACUUCAGAAUUCAUUGAAAUUCUCCAUUAGGGCUCCUCCAUUAUCCACCAGUCCUGGCCAUCUUGCUUGCCUUCUUACUUGUAACCAGUCCAGAGGGUGGCACUGACUGUCAGCCUCCUCCUUAGUCUCAAGUAUUGGAAGAUUUGGGACAGACAAAAUAAUAAUAAUAAUAACAUUUUAUUUAUAUCCCACCCUUCCCAGCCAAAGCGAGGCUCAGAGCGGCUAACAACAGUAAAAAUAAUACAGUUUACAUAAAAUCACAAUCGAUUAAUCAAAAUACAUUCUAAAAACAAUUCAGAGUCAAAUUAAUGGCAACCAUUGGGCUGGAGUUCUAUGAGGAUUACCAAAGGAUGGGGUCAGACUAUGCCUUGGCCAAAGGCCUGGUGGAACAGCUCUGUCUUGCAGGCCCUGCAGAAAGAUGUCAAGUCCCACAGGGCCCUAGUCUCUUGUGACAGAGCGUUCCACCAGAUUGGGGCCACAGCCAAAAAAGCCCUGGCUCUGGUCGAGGCCAGCCUAACCUCCCUGUGGCCCGGGAUCUCCAAGAUGCUUUUAUUUGAAGACCGUAAGGUCCUCCAUGGGACAUACCAGGAGAGGCGGUCCAGUAGGUACGAGCGUUCUAGGCAGCGCAUAGUUAAACUGUGGAACUCACUCCCACAGGAGGCAGUGACAGCCACCCACUUGGAUGGCUUUAAAAAUGGAUUAGACAAAUUCCUCGAGGAGAGGCCUAUUCAUGGCUACUAGGGAUGCGGGUGGCGCUGUGGGUUAAACCACAGAGACUAGGACUUGUAGAUCAGAAGGUGGGUGCUUCGAAUCCCCACGAUGGGGUGAGCUACCGUUGCUUGGUCCAUGCUCCUGCCAACCUAGCAGUUUGAAAGCACGUGAAAGUGCAAGUAGUAGUUCACCAGAAGCGGCUUAGUCAUGCUGGCCACAUGACCCGGAAGCUGUACGCCGGCUCCCUCGGCCAAUAAAGUGAGAUGAGCGCCGCAACUCCAGAGUCAGCCACGACUGGACCUAAUGGUCAGGGGUCCCUUUACCUAGCCAUGAUGGCUAUGCUCUGCUUCCCUUUGCUGGAAACCACAGGAGGGCAAAGGGCUCUUUUGCCCAAAUCCCACUUGAUGGUUUCCCACAAACAACUAUUCAGCCACUGUGAAAACAGGAUGAUGGACUAGAUGGGCCAUUGGGCUGAUCCAGCAAGCUCAUACAGUCAUACCUCAUGUUGCACAUUUUCAGGUUGCAUCCCGUGGCAACCCAGAAGUACCAGAAAGGGUUACUUCCGGGUUUCGCUGCUCGCGCAUGCGCAGGCGUGCAAAAUUAUGUCAUGCGCAUGCGCAGAAGCAGCGAAUCGCGACCUGCACGUGCGCAGAUGCGGGUUGUGUUCUUUUCAGGUUGCGAACGGGCCUCUGGAACAGAUCCCAUUCACAACCAAAGGUACCACUGUAUUAUGUUUUUAGAGUUGUUGCCCUUGUAGUAUGCAGCUGUGAGAAGGAAGGGGGCAGUCAAGAAUUAAUUGACCCUGAUUCCACCUACUGAUGGUCUCCCUGCUGUUUGCCCCCUCCAUCUAGUGGGCACCAACCACCAUUGGCUGUGAUCAAACAUGGCCAGCCAAGCUAUGCACGAAGCUGAAGUCAUUUCUUUACUUGCAGUAGACCCAUUGAAAGCAAUGGACCUAGUUUAGUCAUGUUCAUUAAUUUCAGCAGGUGGGACUCUUGAGUAAAACUUAAGUUGAAUACCAUCCAUGGAGUUGAAGAACUGAACUAUUACAGUCAUACCUCGGUUUUCAAACAACUUAGUUCUUGAACGUUUUGGCUCCUGAACACCACAAACCCGGAAGUGACUAUUCUGGUUUGCGAACUAUUUUGGAAGCCGAACGUCCGACAGGGCUUCCAUGGCUUCAGAUUGGCAGCCAAUCAGAAGCCGCGCUUUGGUUUUGAAUGUUUUGGAAGUUGAAUGGACUUCCGGUACGGAUUCCGUUCAGCUUCCAAGGUACGACUGUAUUUAUUUGUAUCCUGCCCUAUAUCUGCAUGUCUCAGGGUGAUUCACAACAUAAAGUCACAAUAUAAAAACACAAAAUACAUAAUAAAAGCAAAAACCCAAUAACCUCCCCUUCCAAAACACAUUUUAAAAGGGCUUCAGCUGUCAAUCAGCUGAAGGCCUGGUUAAAGAGAAAGGUUUUUGCCUGGCACCUAAAGGUGUAUAAUGAAGGCGCCAGCCGAACCUCCCUGGGAAAAGCAUUCUACAGUAUCCUCUUUGAAACUGCAGGCGAUUCUGGGCUGCUCUUUUCAGAUUGCAUGCAGCUUGCAAUAUUGCUGUUCCAAGCAAUGACUUCAGUUGCUUGCACAGCUUGGCUGACAUGACGGUACCACUGCAUGCAUCACAUCAUAAUUGGAAGUUAUUGUAGCCAGAGAAGUUGCUGGAAAAUCUUAAUCUGAAUGAAGGAAUGAUGGUGACUUGGCUAGGCUCCUAGUUCUUCCCCUUAUUUGAUGUUUGCUGAAAGCUAAGAAAAAUUAUACGCAACCCUGGGUGCCACUGAACUGGUACAUAUGGUACCUUUUCCCUCCCUGUAUUGUUUGAAGUCUGGUGUUUGAUUGCUAUAUAUGAGAGCUGAGGAUACAUGCCAAAUAAAAAUGUUUGAAAUGUAGGAGGGGGUCUAUUCCACCUAGGGAUGGCGGAGAAAUUUGAUUUAGUUAACAUUUAAAGGCAAACCUGCCUAAUUAACACUCUGAAACAAUGCGAGCCGAAACACAGCAACCCUUUGGAAUUCACACUUCUCUGAAUUUUUCAACUUAGCUGUCCAGUCUUCACGUAAUGUGUACAAAAUUCAUAUACUAUGGCAAAGAUUACAUAAGAGGCAUACAGUGGUACCUCGGGUUACAUACGCUUCAGGUUACACACUCCGCUAACCCAGAAAGAGUGCUUCAGGUUAAGAACUUUGCUUCAGGAUAAGAACAGAAAUCAGGCUCCGGCGGUGCAGCGGCAGCAGGAGGCCCCAUUAGCUAAAGUGGUGCUUCAGGUUAAGAAUAGUUUCAGGUUAAGAACGGACUUCCAGAACGAAUUAAGUACUUAACCCGCAGUACCACUGUAUAUUACUUUAAACUGCAUACAGAAAUGCAUUACAUUGGGCAAAAUUGCACACAAAAUUGUAUAGUAGGAUAAAUUUGCAUGAGGUUUUUUUAAAUAGAAGAUUGACAAAUCGUUGUGGAAAUGUGGAAAACUGAAUUUAGGAUUGGAGAAAUGAGAAGACGAGAGAACCUGAAAUUGACAAGAUUACCCACCCCUAACUACCACCUUCCUUUUCCUCCUCCCCACUGUUUUUAUCCUUGGAUCUUGACUGUUUUCACACACAAAUAUCGCAUCCUGUAGAAUUCUAUCUGUUACAUUUUAUCUGCACAAUCAGAAUGAAUUUCAGGAACCAAAAAGUCAUACUGGAAAAUACGGUCUUUGAGCUGUCUGGCCCCAAAAUAACAACUAGGCAUUCUGUUUUGGUGACUGUAAUCCUGGUUAGUACCUAACUUAUAUAUCUGAGUUUCUAACCCUGGGGUCUGAGGAGUAUGUCACUUGCUGCUGAUGCCUCUGCUGUGACCCACUCACAGAUCCAGGCCCAUAUAAGCAGCCUAUAGCCAGUUUUCUGGGAGACCGUUCCAUUGAACUCCUUUGAAUAGACUUGUCUAGGCUGAGUGGACUUGAAGGGUUGUGCUAAGUCUUGCCCUAUUGAAAUGCAACCCAGGUUUAAAGCAGAACUUUCUGAGAUACUGUCUCUCCCCACCCCCCAUGCAAUGCAAAUCUAUGCAUCUUUACUCAGAGGUAAGGCCUGUUGAAAUUAUCCCCACCUUUACGCAAUGCUAUGCAUACUGACCUGGGAGUAAGCCCCAUUGAGCAUUGUGCAAUGAAUUUCUGAGUAAAGAUGCACAGUGCUAAACGGCAAGUCUCUCUGUUCCUGGAAAGGUUUUAAUAUAUACACUUUGCUUAUUACUGUGGUGCCUUCGCAUCUUGUUCACUUGUUAAGUCUUGCAUUCUUGUUAGAUCAUGCAUAACUUGCGGAGUUUAGCAUUACGGAGAUUCCAGAGACAGACAAGCUAAGGAUGCCAAAAGUUGCCAGAUUCUAUUUCAAGUUCUGAAAGGGCUCAGCCUAUAUAUAGUCUGACACCUCCUUUCUCUCUCUCUCUCUCUCUUUAAAAAAGACCUUCUAAUAUUAGUAUAAGCAACACGGAAGAACAGCACAGCUGAUGAAGUCACUUUGCGCUUCAAGAUUUCUCUAGCAAGUUAAGACUUGAAGCUGGAGGAUAUUGUACAACUUUUCCGAGACACUUGUAACAGCCGACUGACAAGUGUACGAAUUUUUGGAACUCUUGCUCAUGGUUUUGUCACCUUGGAAAAAUGAUUGCUCUAGGGUUUUGUUUUUAAAGGGAGCUUAUAAACUGUGUGUGUGUGUUUAGGCUUGAAAAAAUAUGGGGUCACUCUAGGUGGUUUAUAUUUAAAAUUCAUGAAAGCAUAACAAUAGGAAUUCCAUACCCAAGAAAGGCUGGGUUUCAUCUCAAAUAUUGUUUUGCUGGUGUGUAACGUAAUACAGGUAUGGUGCAUUUCAAAUGUACGAAGCAUUUAACAUACAUUUUCUCAGUUCUCCCUCUUACAGUCCUGUAAGGCAGGCAAAUUUUAUCCCCAUGUUGUGGAGGGAACGUUGAGACCAAGAAAACAGUGAAUCAUACGAAACACCUUGUGAAUUGAUUGCUGUGAUGAACUUUGAACUAGGAAAUUGCACACAUUAGUUUGCUGCUACACUGUAUAUUCCUUGUAUAUGCAAUUUAUAGGUACUAGGAAGGCUAUGAAAAGGACAACUCUUUUAUUACACAUGCAUUGGGACUUAGCAGUUCUAGGUCAGGAAUCUAACAAGAAGCCUUAAUGGGAGCAUAGUAUCUAGAUCUCAAGAAGUAUUGAGUACCCCUCUAUUCUACUUUUGUCGGACUACACUUUGAGUACUACGCCCAGUUCUGAGCACCACGGUUUAAGACUGAUAUCAGUAAACUGGAAUGUGUCCUGAGGAGAGUGGCAAUGAUGCAGAAAAGGGAGUGGAAAUCUAAUCUUAUGGAGAGAGGUUGAAGGAGUUGCAAGAUAUGAUUAAAAGACUAUAUGAAAACCUUUUUUUAAAAAACUGUCAUAUAAAAUGAUCAGAUAUGUUUUCCGUCAACUCACGAGGGUGGUACCCAAGUCAAAGGGAUUUAUUAGACUAAACAUUAGGAAGAUGUUCAACAGUGGACCUGAUUGCUUCAAAUAGUGCUGGUCUAACCUUCAAUGGAAGCUGGAUGGCCACUUAUUAGAGAUGCUCUAGCAGCAGAGUUCCUACAUCAGCAAGGGUUGGACUAGAUGACAUUUGAAUUCCCUUCCAAAACUCUAUGAACUACAAGAGGUAGUUAGAAGCAGCUGGUUCUGUUACAUCUUGGUACUGCAGGACCAGGGAGAGCUCCCAGAGACUACAGGAGUUACAUCCCAAAUGGGAAAGAUAAUUUAAAGGGACAGCACCCUGGAAUUGAGCCAUGCAAUGUGGCACCACUGAAUGGGUUUAGACUGCGGCCACUGCCAAUUUCUAUUCCUUGGACAAAAUGUUUGAUCUGCCAGUCCUUGGUUCAAUCUCCUAACUUGAUUCCUUAGGGGAUCAAGGAUCUCCUAGGUAGACAAUCCUGGUUCAAGUCCAUAAAUAAGAGGUGUAGUCAUAUGGGGAGAGGGAUAAGAUACACCAUAGUUUGUAGGAAUUGGCAAUUUCCAGCUUAAGUGAGCCAUUAUCCACUAGUGUGUUUUUCUUGUUUUGCAUUUUGGUCUGUGCAACAUAAAAUACAGCCGUAAAAAGGACCCUUAAUGCACAUCUGUUUCCGAGGAGAUAAGCAGAAUUGCAUCCAGAAAUAUAGUUUGCUUGCGUCUUCUCUGCAGCUGCUUUCAAUUGUCCUCUGGUUGUACCCUACAUGAACCAGGUCACGUUGACCUAAGAAAACAAUGCGGUGUGAGGCACCGUGGUGCUGAUCCAGAUAAACCCAGGUCAUUUAGAGCCCUUACAUUUGUAGGGGAGCAGAACAUCAAAUGGGGGGAAUCAAGGGUGAAUGAUAGUGACUUGCAUUCCCCCCCCCCCGCUUUUGCUCUUAUUUGCAAGGCAUUUUAAGUAGACAUGCAGGGACCUGAGACUUGCUAUGUUCCCUUGGCACACACAGUUGCAAUUACCUUGUUGCCACUGUCCAACAUAUGAAAGACCAUCACAUCCCACCAUGGAGCCCAUAACAAAGCAAUGGUUUAUCUGGUGAUUAUUGCCUGGGCUUGUAGCACAAGAUCCAAUCAACAGGUAUCAGACAGGACUAAGUAGCAAGUACAAAAGUUUAUUGAUAAAACCUAACAUUUCCCAAGAUAUUCUAUAGAAACGCUUUGGGAAUUUUGAACUACAUUUCUCAUGGUGAAGAAGUAGCUUUUUAUAAGCUCAAAACAUGAUUCAUUUGGCUCCGUUGUUAAUGCAGCAUCCAAGAUAGAUAAAUACGCGCCAGCAUUUUAUGUAGUUUGAGUAGAACUAUAACCAGAUUGCACAUGAUUGUUUGCAAUGAUUCUACCAUUAUUGCUCCCUGUUUUUUCAAUAUUACAUAUGUCCCCCCCUCAAUCGGAAUCUGGAAGCUAUAACUUGCAGCUUAUAGCUGUGUCUUUGGUGUCAUAAACCUGUUUCCCUCUAUCUAGCUGUGGGGAACUUGUGGUCCUUCAGAUGUUGUUGGUGAGGCUACCUGACCUCCCUGUGGCUGAGUCGAUGCUGCAUCCCAGGAUGGAGAAGGGAAGGGGGAGAUGUUGUGGUGGGUUCAGUGCAAAUGCACAGGUGGAGCCUACCUAGUGCUCCCAUCUGCCUGUUUGCACCGCACCAGCCUCACUGCCCCCGUAUCCAAGAAUAUAACAGCAACUCAGGCAGAGGAAGAUCAGGUAAGCAGUGUAGCCUUGCCAUGCAGUCCACUGCUACUCCAUCUUUCAUCAUCCCUGACUAUUGAAUACAUCAGCUAGGGAGUUGGAGUCCAACAAGUGUCACAGGUUUCCUUAAAGGUAAAGGGACCCCUGACCAUUAGGUCCAGUCGUGGCCGACUCUAGGGUUGCGACACUCAUCUCGCUUUAUUGGCUGAGGGAGCCGGCGUACAGCUUCCGGGUCAUGUGGCCAGCAUGACUAAGCUGCUUCUGGUGAACCUGAGCAGCACACGGAAACGCCGUUUACCUUCCCGCCAGAGCGGUACCUAUUUAUCUACUUGCACUUUGACGUGCUUUCGAACUGCUAGGUUGGCAGGAGCAGGGAUUGAGCAACGGGAGCUCACCCCGUCGCGGGGAUUCAAACUGCCGACCUUCUGAUCGGCAAGUCCUAGGCUCUGUGGUUUAACCCACAGCGCCACCUGCGUCCCAACAGGUUUCCUUAUCCCUGCCUUAAACUAACCCGAUCAUCUCUUUUAUCCAGAAGUAUGCUUAAGUAACCAUGACCUGUCUUGAUCCAUUGCAGAUGCAUUGCGAGAGGUUUCUAUGUAUCUUGAGAAUACUUGGAACCACACUCUUUGGGGUGUCCCUCCUGCUUGGGAUCUCCGCUGCUUACAUUGUUGGCUACCAGUUUAUCCAAACGGACAACUAUUACUUCUCCUUUGGACUCUACGGUGCCAUUCUGGCUUCGCACCUCAUCAUCCAAAGCCUGUUUGCCUUCCUCGAACACAGGAAAAUGAAACGGUCUCUUGAGACGCCCAUCAAGCUGAACAAAACUGUUGCCCUUUGCAUUGCUGCCUACCAGGAGGACCCCAACUACUUAAGGAAAUGUUUACUUUCCGUGAAAAGGCUCACCUACCCUGGAAUUAAGGUGAUUAUGGUCAUCGAUGGGAAUUCUGAAGAUGACGUUUACAUGAUGGACAUUUUUAGCGAAAUCAUGGGCAGGGAUAAGUCUGCUACUUACGUCUGGAGGAAUAACUUCCACCAGAGAGGCCCCGAGGAGACGGAAGAGUCGCAUAAAGAGAGCAUGCAGCAAGUCACUCAACUUGUCCUAUCCAACAAAAGUGUCUGCAUCAUGCAAAAAUGGGGCGGGAAAAGAGAAGUGAUGUACACAGCAUUCAAAGCACUGGGGAGAAGCGUGGAUUAUGUGCAGGUAGGUAUGAAAAAGCCCUUCUUCACUGCCAAGUAAAACAAGCCUCCAAAGAAAGCAGGUCUUGUACAUCUUGUGCUGGACGUUGCAGCGCGUAGCCUAUCCUAGUCCCUCAGUGAACAGAGCGCCCCUUUCACUCUCCAUUUGGAAAACAGCAGGGCUGUUGAAAAGCUUUAGCUUCUGAAAUAGUUAAGGCUGGUUAGAUUGUACACAGUAACACGUCAUGCUGGUGGAGGGCCAGUUUUAAGGGGAUGGGCAGAAUCUGACACUGAGCUGUGCAGUUACUUAACUUAGAAGUGUUCACAAACCAUAACAAAUUCAGACACCAGUGCACUGGGGUAUGUGUGUGGCACUUAUGUGCCAAGGCCCCGUGACCCGCAGUUCCCUAAUGGACAAUAAACACAUGGACACGAGUAUUUUGGUUUAUGGGUUCAAAUAGGCCACAACUUUAUUACAGAUGUGAGCAGUUUGGCUUAGGCAUUGGGUGAAGCCAGGCUAGAUCUCUACUCCAACCUGCCUGCAGGAAGUCCAUCUAAGAGUAAACCACCAAUAGGGGGAGCCCUAUGACGUACAUCAAAUAGGGGCACCCCAAGGGGUUCCUACUGGGGUUGUGACAUGGCCCUAGCCCACGUCCGACAGAAUCGGACAGAAUCCACACCCCCGGAUUCCUUUAACAGGAUACCCUUACUGAGGAGGGGCAGGCAAAGGCUACAACCUCCCCUCCAUCCAAACAAAGGCUUACCCAAUGCCCAACCUCAAUGCCUAACCUCACAAAGAGAUUACCGUACCAUAUUCAUUGCAUACUGGACCUUAACUCAUGGUCCAGUAUGCAAUGAAUAUGGUAAGGGGAGCACCCCAAAACCUGCAAAUGAUAUCUAUGAUUACCUGGACCCCGAAGCAUCACCAGUUUGAAAUUGGGACAAACAUUGUGGCAGCCAUUUCUUCGCUAAAUGAUAUUCUUUCCCCAGUCAUAUUUUUUAAAGCAGGGAUAGAUUCUUUGCCUCUGUUUACACAUGCUUCUGUUUACCAUAUCUGUUUAUUGGCAGUUGUUUCUAAAUCCGUAGAUUAAUCACUUGCUGAAUUACAUAACCCGCAACAGCAGUUGGUGGGGUGGUAGCACUUAUCUGCCCUAUCACCUGUGUUACUGAAAAGGAGAAGGGAGAGGUGGUGGUUUGGCCAGCGCAGUGCAAAUGCGCUGGCAGAGCCAACCUGCGCUGCUGCCAAGUGCGUUUGCAUUCUGCUGACCUCACGGCCAACUCAUUCAUGGCUAUCUCACCCUUCCCAGUACACUGCAGUGAUGCAGGUGACAGUAGGUCAGGUAAGCACCACUGUCCUACCUUGCUGACCACUGCUGGUAACCUGCAUGAUGGCUACUAGCAGAAGCAGCUUGCGAAUGAAUCAGGGUUAUAAGACUGCAAAGACAGCAGUUAUAGACUCUCAGUGGGCUGUUGGUCUGAAGAAGAGCAUUGCAGUUUCAGUGUGGGUUGCUAUUUACUUGUCUCACGUAACUUUUUCAGAGGGGAUCUCCCACUAUCUAUUAGCUUACAUCAUUAGGGGAAAUGCUCUGUUUCUGGGAACUUACUUGAAUUCAAGCCAAUUCCUUCAAAAGGCAAAAGCGAUGGAGCUAUACUAGGGAGUUCCCGAUGAGGAACUCUGAACUGCAGCUGAUCCUAGCAAAGCUCCCAGUCAGAAACAAAAAGUCCAACUUACAAAGGGACACUCUGGAUUUCAAUUUUAAGUGCCCAGCUGUUCCCCAUACCUAUGAUGGGGUAUAGGGCACAGUUUGUCAGAAGCAGCUCAGCAAGCAAACUUGGGACUCACACCAGGCCCAAUUUACGCCCACAGUACAGAGGUUUCACCACUGCUGAGCUACAGGAAGUAGUGCGACUCAUGCAACACGUUGGCGAUUAAUAUACACAGAGUAAUAAAUUAUACAUUCUUUAUCAACCUUCUGAGAAAAAUACAAAACAUUAAACAAAGCCACAGAGACUUGCGAACUACCCAACCUAAGAUGAACCUAUAAUGUCUGGUUUCAAUAGGUUUUUCAAAUGCUUAACUCCGUCUUUUAGAUAAGUUCAUGCAGAUACCAACAAAAGGUAAGUUCGGUGUUAUUCACAGUACCGAGAGAUGCUAGUGGCGUUGUAGAUAGAUGUUAAUGAAGUUGUAGAUGACAGGGUGCCGGCGUUUUCCACUUGUUUCGCCCUGGCAGUCCAAGUAAUCAAGAGGCCGAUGUUGGCCCCCAAUGGGGCCCUUUUACAGGGGCUUGCAGGUAGCAAACUCCCAAGAUAGUUUUCCGGGCUUCUUCAGUGAUCUAAUCUCAAAGUCUUGAUACGUAUAUUGCUAUUCAGUCUUCUAGAGAAUACUCUUUCUUGGCUUAAGCUUAAGAGACUGAUUUGCUGAGCUACAGGAAGUAGCAAUUUAACAUGGAGAAAUGGAAGGGACGAGAGGCUGGAACUGAGUGGGAAAGGUUAUGCUUUCUGUGCAGAAAAGUCAUAGUUUCAAACCCAGCAUCUCCAGGGAGGAGAUUCCUGUGUGAAACACAGGUGAUGUGUGUGUGUGUGGGGGAAGAAUCUUGCCCUCAGGAUUGUGGGUGUGACAUCACACACACAUGCCUCCCCACAGCCAGCGAGCCACCCUUUUCCAUAGGGAGGAUCUCAGAGACUCUGCCUCCACAUCUGAGCCCCAUUCCCAGAAAAGGAUGCCCCACUCAAUGGUUGCAGAGGGUGGAGCUGAAGUGCUUCUCUCGGAGGCAGCACCACUGCCACCUGUCGGCUUUUCUCAUUGACUUUGUGGGUGUUUACACACACCCCCAAUUACAUAUUAUUGUGGGUGCCAGGGCACCUUUGGCCCACUGGAACUGGCUCCUAUGGAGGUGUUUCAGUGGCAGCAAGUUUAGAUGAUAGUAGACGAGAUCGUCCCAUAACCUGACUGUACAAGAGUGUCCUAUGCUGUUAUGAAGGGGUUGACCCAACCCCCUAUCUCUGGCAAUCUUUUUCUGCCUCAGUUGCUUUUAAGCAAAAAAUAUAUACAGUGGUACCUCAGGUUACAUACGCUUCAGGUUACAGACUCCGCUUACCCAGAAAUAGUGCUUCAGGUUAAGAACUUUGCUGCAGGAUGAGAACAGAAAUCGUGCUCCAGCGGCGCGGCGGCGGCAGCAGGAGGCCCCAUUGGCUAAAGUGGUGCUUCAUGUUAGGAACCGUUUCAGGUUAAGUACAGACCUCUGGAACGAAUUAAGUACUUAACCUGAGGUACCACUGUAAUGGGUACCCAAUCCAAUGGGAUUGAAGUUGCCUCACUGUGUUAUUUAACUAGGCCAGUUUCUUAACUGGUGUAAAAAAAAACCUGCCUUAGUUUAUAUCUACAAAUUGUUGAAAGCCUCAUUCGUGUUGCUGCUGCUUGCAAAUAAGGUCUCUCUUAGAAAGGUCAUAGAAUCUUAGAGCUUGAAGGGACCCACAGGUUAUCUAGGCCAACCCCCUGCCCUGCAGGAAUCUCAGCUAAAGCAUCCAUGACAGAUGUCCAUCCAACCUCUGUUUAAAAGCCUCCAAGGAAGAAGAGUCCACGGUUUCUCGUGGCAAUCUGUUCCACUGUCUUUAACAGCUCUUACUGUCAGAAACCUUUUUUGAAUGUUUAGCCAGAAUCUCCUUUCUUGUAACUUGAAGCCAUUGGUUCGAGUCCUACUCUCAAGAGCAGAAGAAAACAGACAUGCUCCGUCUUCCAUGUCACAGCCCUUGAGAUAUUUGAAGAUGGCUAUCAUUUCUCCUCUCAGUCUUCUCUUUUCCAGGCUAAACAUACCCAGCUCCUUCAAGUGUUCCUCUCUGUUCCAGGAGAUGAAGCCUAGCAUCUGUACCAUAGCCUGGGUCCUGGGUGCUCCUACCAGUGGUGACUGGUGCCCAGUGGGGCUGGUAAGGCAGAAGGCAAGGGGACUACAAUAUGGGAAACCAGAGCCAAUGAGCGGCAGACCCCCACCUCAUGGCUGGUUGUAAAUAAGGAGGCAGACAGGGGGGUAGGUUGAGGUUUUUGGGCACUGCCCCAUUGGGGUUAUGGAGCAGCCUUCAGUGGCCCUACCACAGUCAUUAGGAUAUGGGAGUCACCUGCCACACAGAAUUCACCCCAGUCCCUUGAACACCCAACACACUGUCAAUCUGUGGCAGUGUCUUUGUGCCGCAAAUGUCUCACACCAGGGCCUGCCUAUCUGCAUUCCUCCACAGUGAAGAGCCUUGAACUUUGGUAGCAGACAUCAGCUUUUGAAUCCUCACUCAGCCCUGAAGCUCAUUGGGGGCCAACAUUUACACCAUACAGUCAUACCUCUUGUUAAGUUUGCUUCAGGUUAAAUCUUUUCAGGUUGUGUCCCGCGGCGACCCGGAAGUACCAGAAAGGGUUACUUCCAGGUUUUGCUGCUCGUGCAUGCGCAGACACUCAAAAUGACGCCACACGCAUGCGCAAAAGUGGCAAAUCGUGACACGCGCAGAUGCGGGUUGCGUUCUGCUCAUGUUGUGAAUGGGGCUCCGGAACGGAUCCUGUUUGCAACCAGAGAGAGGUACCACUGUAUAUGUAAAACUUCUAUAAAAAGGUAAAGGACCCCUGACAGCUAAGUCCAGUUGCAGACAACUCUGGGGUUGUGGCGCUCAUCUCGCUUUAUAGGCUGUGGGAGUCUGCAUUUGUCCACAGACAGUUUUUCCGGUUCAUGUAGCCAGCAUGAUCAAGCCGCUUCUGGCGCAACAGAACACUGAAACCAUAGCAGCGCACGGAAACGCUGUUUACCUUCCCGCCGCAGUGGUACCUAUUAAUUUACUUGCACUGGCAUGCUUUCAAACUGCUAGGUUGGCAGGAGCUGGGACAGAGCAACAAGAGCUCCCCCUGUCGCGGGGAUUCGAACCGCCGACCUUCUGAUUGGCAAGCCCAAGAGGCUCAGUAGUUUAGACCACAGUGCCGCUAGAAAACGCUCAUGGCUUCCCUCAAAGAAUACUAGGAGCUGUAGUUUGUUGCGGGUGCUGAGAGAUGUUGGGAGACGCUCAUUCCCCUUGCAGAACUACAGAUCUCAGAGUGGUUGAACAAUCAGGGGAAACUGUGGCUCGGUGUGAGGGGAGUAGAGGCCUCUUUAACCACUCCCAACACCCACAACAAGGAGCUCCCAUAAUUAUUUGGGGGAAGCCAUGAUGGUUUAAAGUGGUAUCGUGGUACUUUAAACAUGUGAAUGUGGCCUAUUGGGACAUUCUUCUUUCUGUCUCCUUCCCUCCCUCCCUCUUUCUGUCUCUUGGCCCCAGUCUACCUCUCGUGAGUUUUUGAAAGGAUAAAAUGGGGGCAACCCACGCCCAUGUAUUCCUCCCCAAAGCUCAACGGCAAUUAUAAAUACAAGUAGCCUGCGUGAGUUAGUUCUUUGUAAGCUUUUUGCCCCUUACAUUUUACCAGGCCUAGUAAGGAAGGGGGGGGAUGUCUAUGUCAGAUGCAGCCCAGCUGGCAAAUAAUCCUUGCCUGCAGCUUGUACUUUGCAAAGGGGGUGGGUGGGUGCUGCCUAAUUCAUUUUUAAGUGAACGGUGUCACUGAGGCUUUAAAGGCCGAGCUUUUGCCUUGAGUGAGGUAAUGCAGCUGUAAAGGAUGAAGCCAACACUCUUUGGCUGAGGGAUCUCUCCUGUUUGUAUUUCUAAGCUCCCCUCCUCCUCCCCACCCAGCCACCGCCGCCUUCUCCCUGCUUCUUAACAAGUUUUUAUAGGGCUUUAAAAUCUCUCCAUUUUUGCAGACUCUGCCAAUCCUUUCAGAUGCUCUUUCUGAGCAGCAAGAGCAUCUGUUUGCAUAUGAGUGCCUCAGAGUUUCUCACAAAAUGAAUCACGGCCUCGGAUCCCAGCAAUACAUCUGGCAAAGGGGGGGGGAGGGAGAGGGCUUUUUAAUGUUUUGAUUCACGAUUUAUAAUUUCAUUUCUAGCCUCAGGUGGCAGAUAUGGUUCUUCCAUGCUCCAUAGCAUCCUCACAGCAACCCUGUGAGAGAGGUUGAGCUGAGAGCCGGUGACUAGCCCAAGGUAAAGGUAAAGGGACCCCCUGACCAUUGGGUCCAGUCGUGACCGACUCUAGGGUUGUGGCGCUCAUCUCGCUUUAUUGGCCGAGGGAGCCGGCGUACAGCUUCCAGGUCAUGUGGCCAGCAUGACUAAGCCGCUUCUGGCAAACCAGAACAGCGCACGGAAACGCCGUUUACCUUCCCGCCGGAGUGGUACCUAUUUAUCUACUUGCACUUGACGUGCUUUCGAACUGCUAGGUUGGCAGGAGCAGGGACCGAGCAAUGGGAGCUCACCCCGUCGCGGGGAUUCGAACUGUGACCUUCUGAUCAGCAAAUCCUAGGCUCUGUGGUUUAACCCGCAGCGCCACCCUCGUCCUAAGGCCAAGGUAGGGAUGGGGGAAAUAUUGAAUUCAGUUCGCAUUUAAAGGUGAAUUUACCUAAAUUGCACUUUGCGAAACUGUACACAAACCAAAACAUAGCUGUCCUCUGUAAUUCACAGCACUCUGAAUUUUGCAACGCAGUUCUCCCACCAAGUAAUUUGUACAAAAAUGUGUUUUCUAUAGUAAAGUGUGGAUAUAAAUUUCUAUAUUAGUGAAAAUAGCAUGGAAACAUACAUUCUGUUGGGGAAAACAGCAUUGUGAAAUCAUGCAUAGGAGGAGAAGGGCAUACAAAAACUGUGCUUAUCCGGAGAAAUUUGCACUAAAAUGCUUACAAUUUUUCAUGAGGUUUUUAAAAAAUGUAAACCAAUUUUGAAAUGGGGAGAAAAAUGGGGGGGGGGGGAGGGACACCGGAAGAAACCAAAAUGGACAGAUCUUUCCUGUUCCUAGCUCCAUGGCAAAAUAGGGAUUAGAACUCUGGUUUCCCAGGUCCUAUGACACCACAUUAGCUCUUUCAAAUAAGUGAGAUUUAUCAUAAAUAUCAGGGAAUAUGGCUACCCAAUGCUUCACAGAGCUUGCUUGUUAAUGUACCUGUCGCAUGACACACCUGACGUCCAAGGCAAAGCAGAAUCGCCACAUUGUGGUGCACUAACACCCCUAACUGGUUCUUCCCCUUAUCAGCAUUUUGAAGGCUGUUUUUGUUGCCAGAUGGACAAAAAGGUACCUCUAAUGGUCUCUAAGCCCAUAUGCAAGUGACUGUAACCCCCCCCCCGUGCUUCUAAAUGAAGAGGGUACAAAUUUGUAGAUCUAGUGAAUGGGAAAGGUGUAUUUACAUUCAUAUUUCAGUAUUCAUGCCUUUCAUGCCAGCUGUGAAUAGAACUGCUUGCCACCCAUUAAUCUAUUGGUCUAACUGGGAAACUAAUGAAUGGGAAAUACUAAUAAACUAUAGCAGGCUCCCCUAUAACCUCUUAGCACCACCCUUGGCUCUGUCCCUUGACCUAUCAGAUUCACCUAGGGUCACUGUCAGGUCUAUGACCUGCUCCUGGUUUAGUUGGUGAUAAAAGGCCUGGGUUUGAAUUCCUGCUUGAUCUGCGAAGUUUCACUAUGUGAUCUGGUCAUGACUGGUCAGCUCAACAGGGUUGUUUUGAGGAUAACUGGGGAGGAAGGAUAGGCCCAAGUGAAUGUUACCCAGAGCUCAUUAGAAGAACGCUUAGAAUAGAAACAUUUGCAACAAUUAGUGGGUGGAAGGAACUUUGAAUUUCAAUUCUCUCCGUUGCUCGUUUUUCCAAUAUUAAAUUUGCUUCUCCAGAUUUCUGCAGCCAUUUGCAUUUUUCAAAGCAAUCCUCAUGAAAAUUCAUUCAGUGUCACAUGGAAGGGGGGAACAAGCUUGUUUUCUCCUUCUCCAGAGGGUAGGACUCGAACCACUGGUUUCAAGUUACAAUAAAGGAGAUUUCUGACUAAAACUUUCUGACCAUAAGAGCUGUUACAACAGUGGAACAGUCUCCCCUGGGAGGUUGUGGACUCUCCUUCCUUUUUAAGCAGAGGUUGGGUGUACAUCUGUCAUGGAUGCUCUAUCUGAGAUUUCUGCGUUGCUACAAUUCUGUGAGUCUGUGUCCCUAGAGGUUGGGGAGACCAGCAGCAAAACCGGGCAUCGGAACGGGGCUGAUGCUCCUUGUGGGGUGCCACCUGAGGCAGCCAUGUCACUCAGCCUCACGGUUGUGCUGGUUUUGCUCUGUCUUCUGCCCUUAAGUGAGCAUCCGCUGCCAUGAUCAUUUUACUCAACAACAACUCUUUUCAAAGGAGAAGAAAGCCAUACCUGCAGAACAUUUCAAACAUGCUAGAAAUGAGAUCAGAAUAUCCUUUGAAACAAUAGGUAAAGGUAAAGGGACCCCUGACCAUUAGGUCCAGUCGUGACUGACUCUGGGGUUGUGGCGCUCAUCUCGCUUUAUUGGCCGAGGGAGCCGGCGUACAGCUUCUGGGUCAUGUGGCCAACAUGACUAAGCCGCUUCUGGCGAACCAGAGUAGUGCACGGAAACACCGUUUACCUUCCCGCCGGAGCGGUACCUAUUUAUCUACUUGCACUUUGAUGUGCUUUCGAACUGCUAGGUUGGCAGGAGCAGGGACCGAGCAACGGGAGCUCACCCCGUCACGGGGAUACGAACCGCCAACCUUCUGAUCGGCCAGUCCUAGGCUCUGUGGUUUAACCCACAGUGCCACCCGCAUCCCUUUUGAAACAAUACGAGAGCAUAAUAACAACAAGCAGAGCAACAUUAAAUGCUAUAAAAUGCGAGUGUGCGAUUAUGAGAAACAGUUCUAUAGGCAUGUUGUGAAUGAGGAGCGCUCCAUGAAAUGCAGGUUCAAAGAGAUCUGGUUGGCAGAAUCAGCUUCUGGAAUCAUAUAUACAUGAAUGGCUAAACCUUCUGUGAGUGAAAAAAAAAGGGGGCUAUCGUAUUUCUUCCCAGAUCCUCUGCCAAUUUUUAUAAGCAUCUGUAGGUUCACUCAUCAUUCAUUCCCCCCUUAGGACAGCGGGAAACUUUUGAACUGGGGGCACCAAAUGCAUCCGGUUUCCUUCUGUCAAAUGGGAUCAGGAAAAGUGCAGAACACCCGCAAAGUCGUCCCCCCCCCAACACACGCACACACACACAAACACACACUCUUCUCCAUGCCUCAUCUCAUGAACACGGUCCUUGUUCAAAGAAGUUGAUCCAAUGUGCUACCUCUGAUUCUGAGAACAGACAUUUCUUUAUAGCCACAGUACUCACACAACUGCUGUUACAUUUAAAGGGUAUGCCUGCUAGCUUGACACAAAUAGGGUUUAAAAGGAGAAACAUUGCAGAUUCCGGUGGGAAGUGUUUUAGAGCGAGCGGAGUCAGAUGUGAGGAAACAAAGAGAAUCUUUAAGCCUUACAAUGUGAAAAAGUGCAUAGUUGAAAUUUGCAGUUAAAAUUUGAAAUCUGCCAAAGGCAUCAUCCCCUUAUAUGAAUGGGGUGACCUUUUUUCAAGUUUUGCAAGUGUUGCUAAGCUUUGAAGAAGAAGAGGAGUUUGGAUUUGAUAUCCCGCUUUAUCACUCCCCUUCAGGAGUCUGAAAGCGGCUAACAUUCUCCUUUCCCUUCCUCCCCCACAACAAACACUCUGUGAGGUGAGUGGGGCUGAGAGACUUCAGAGAAGUGUGACUAGCCCAAGGUCACCCAGCAGCUGCAUGUGGAGGAGCGGAGACGCGAACUCCGUUCCCCAGAUUACGAGACUACUGUUCUUAACCACUACACCACACUGGCUUUGCCAACGUGGGUCCCACAACCUGUGAUUUGCUUGAUAGGAUUUGUUUCGAAACGCACCAUUUCUGAAACACAUAGUUUUCGGCAGUGCUGACUCUGGUUCCUUUAUUAAUUCCACAUUUACUUAUUUUUCUCAUGGACAGGUUUGCGACUCUGAUACAAUGCUUGAUCCAGCUUCAUCAGUGGAAAUGGUCAAGGUUUUAGAAGAAGAUCCAAUGGUUGGAGGCGUUGGGGGAGAUGUGCAGGUGAAUAUAGCAAUUUUCAAACUCUGCAUCAAAGACUGUAAAUUUAGGACCGCCUCUAUGUGCUCCCUUGAAAUUUUGCAAGUGAAGACUGAUAGUCACGCAGGAAGUAACAUGCAUAUUUUAUGUGCACUGUGAACAUUUCUUCUAUAGCGGAUGCAUAGAUCCAGAAGCCACUGGAUAUCUAGGCUGGAUUUGGGAAUAUUGAUCCAUGAACUUUCCACAGAAGACAUUCCUGUGUUAUGCCACAGUUCAUGCAUUUACAAUAUGCUUGCUAUUUCAUUCCGAGUAGGAAAUGGUAAUUCAGGCAACCCCGAUUUGCACGAGGGUUGUGUUCUGGGCCAUUGUGCAUGACAUAAGCCCACUCACACCCUCUUUUCUGCCUCCUUUUCCAGCCACUUCCAUACCCUGUCACAUGUCUUUAUUGGUCAUUGUCUGUACAUGAGCCAUGUACCCACCAACAUUUCUCCAAUGAAAAUAGGGACGUCCUAUUCCAUAAUAAUAUUUAUUAUUAGUUUAGCAUUUGUACCCCACCCAUCUGAAUGGGUUGCCCCAGUCGCUCUGGGUGGCUUCCAACAUACCUAAAAACAUGACAAGACAUUAAACACACACACAUCCCUAUCCAUCCCUGCCUUUAGAUGGUUUGGCGGUUGGAUAACUGAGCUUUUCUGCUAAUCCGAAAAGCCUGUGUGGGGCCUGUAUAGAUAAAAUGGACCCCAAUGUAAAAGAUCUGGGGCACAAAAGACUGACUGAGACAAGAUAAUAGAGUGUGCUGAUUACAGUGCUGCCAAGCCUAAUUCUUACACAAUAUAGUCCACAUGAAGCUUUGACUCUUGGAAUCAGUCAUUGCAUUUCAGGAGACUUAUUUGCUCAUAGGGCAAGGUUCAGAUUCUAAUUAUAUAGGGGUAAAAUAACAUGAUUAGGAAAGAGCAUAAGACAGAGAUGGGUGAUUGGGAUGGAAUGAGCUGCUGAUCUGGCUGUCCUUAGUGUCAAUGAGCAGGGACAUAAUAAUAAUAAUAUAAUAAUAAUAAUAAUAAUAAUAAUUUAUUUAUACCCUGCCCAUCUUGCUGAGUCUCCCAAGCCACCCUGGGAGGCUUCCAACAAAGUAUUAAAAUACAGUGGUCUGUCAAGCAUUAAAAGCUUCCCUAAACAGGGCUGUCUUCAGAUGCCUUCUAUAAGUCUGGUAGUUGUUCUUCUCUUUGACAUCUGGUGGGAGGACAUUCCACAGGGUGGGUGCCACUACCGAGAAGGCCCUCUGCCUGGUUCCCUGUAACUUGGCUUCUCGCAGUGAGGGAACCGCCAGAAGGCCCUCGACGCUGAACCUCAGUGUCUGGGCAGAAUGAUGGGGGUGGAGAAGUAGGAAGGGGGUGCAGGGGGUGCAGUGUAAUCCCUGAGGGGGUGACAAAAUGGCAAACCAUGGGGGCGGCACUUACCGCGGGGCCUGGUACUUACACGGUGGCUCGGGGCCCUAUGCUGCCUGACGGCUCGGCCCGCCCUGUGCCCAGAUCAAAGUGAAGUUGUGCAGUCAAAGUGGAUUUUCAGGUAGCCAAAAACAAAAUAAACCAGACCUUGGAAAAAGCUGGAGUCUAGAAAUAUACAGAAACCAGAGUACUUUGGUCUGGGGAACUUCGUUGGCUUUGCAGACUGUGAACUUGGAAACGAUAUGUACGCCUGUGUAGGAGGAACCCCAAGAUAAGGCACUGAGCAAUUCCAGGUCUUCUCCUAUCCCACAAGGCGGAGCCACACUAUCCAUUUGAAGCACACCCCACACUCAUUGAAAGUACACUGGUUCCCCCAAGGAAUCUUGGGAACUGUAGUUUGUUAAGGAUGCUGGGAAUUUGUAGCUCUAUGAGGGGGAAACUGCAACUCCCAGGAUUCUUUGGGGGCAGUUAUGUGCUUUAAAUGUGUGUCAGAUGUACUUUAAAUGCAUGGUGCUGAUCUGCACGCAGUUUGAAAACCACUGCCACAAAAUAUCGGUAACUUUGGUAUUGUGUGAGAGAGAACAAACACAAAGUGCAUGAUUCUUGCAUUACAGGAUUCUAUAAUUCUAUGAAAACAUGGGUGGGAGGGAGUAUCAGAAUAUUAAAAAUAAUGUAAGAAUAAAGCAAAAUUAUUAUAAGUCAAUUUGGAGAUAGUAUUUAACACCAGUCAGAUUAAACCAAAUAAACAAGGAAUAUCCGGUGUUAUGUUGGAGGGGAUGCCAGGAAAAAGGGAAUUAUGUUCACAUGUGGUGGAAGUAUAAAUAUGUAAAAAUAAAAAUAAAAAUAAAAAUUGGCAAAUGGUGUUUAAGGAGAUAACAGAAAUCACUGGGUUAAAGCUGACCAAAAGUCCAGAGGUAGCACUAUUAUCAAUUUACAAUGGGGUGGAAGGUUCACAGGUUAUGAAGAACUUGCUCACGAAUUUACUGACAGCUGCAAACAUUAUUAUAGCUAGGAAGUAGAAGGGGUAAGCAGAAUAUAAAAUGGAAGAAUGGUAUAAAGAGGUAUGGGAUAUAGCUAUUCAUGAUAAAUUAACAUGUGCCAUUAAGGUAAGGCACGGAAUAUGCAGGAGAAAUUAUUUUGAGAAGAUAUGGAGGGUGUUUGUAGAAUUUGUACUGUUAAAACGGAAAGGGGUCAAACCAUCGCAAGAGGUGUUGAAGGUGUUGGGAGGUUGGAUAGUUACAAUGGAAUGAAUGGUCUCAGUGGUGGGGUGUACAUUUUUAUUCUUAUUUCUUUAUGAUUAUUACUAUGUCAAAAGAAAAAAAAUGCGAAUGGCAGUAUUUUACGACAUACACUUUAUGGGUUUUGUUUUUAUAAAAACACAGUUGCACAUUCUUUUUCUUGUUCUAAAACUCCCUUUUCAUUGUUGCUGCUUGCAGAUUUUGAACAAGUACGACUCGUGGAUCUCCUUUCUCAGCAGCGUUCGAUACUGGAUGGCGUUUAACAUCGAGAGGGCCUGCCAGUCCUACUUUGGCUGUGUGCAGUGCAUCAGCGGGCCCUUGGGGAUGUACAGGAACGCCUUGCUCCACGAAUUUGUGGAAGACUGGUACAAUCAAGAAUUCAUGGGAUCUCAGUGCAGCUUUGGAGACGACCGUCAUCUCACCAACCGAGUCCUGAGCCUUGGCUAUGCAACGAAAUACACGGCUCGGUCCAAGUGCCUUACCGAAACGCCCAUCGAGUAUCUCAGGUGGUUGAACCAACAGACCCGCUGGAGCAAGUCCUACUUCCGAGAGUGGCUAUACAAUGCAAUGUGGUUCCACAAGCAUCACUUGUGGAUGACUUACGAGGCUGUCAUCACUGGCUUCUUCCCAUUCUUCCUCAUUGCCACUGUCAUCCAGCUUUUCUACCGGGGGAAGCUGUGGAACAUCCUCCUUUUCUUGUUGACAGUCCAGCUGGUGGGCCUUAUCAAGUCUUCCUUUGCCAGCUGCCUUAGAGGGAACAUUGUCAUGGUUUUCAUGUCUCUCUACUCAGUGUUGUACAUGUCCAGUUUACUGCCGGCAAAGAUGUUUGCCAUCGCCACCAUAAACAAAGCAGGCUGGGGUACGUCGGGCCGGAAAACCAUCGUGGUCAACUUCAUAGGACUCAUCCCGGUCUCCAUUUGGUUUACAAUCCUCUUGGGCGGCGUCAUUUUCACGAUAUACAAGGAAUCCAAAAAGCCAUUCACUGAAUCGAAACAGACCGUGCUAAUCAUUGGUACGAUACUUUACGCCUGCUAUUGGGUGAUGCUCUUGACUUUGUACUUGGUCCUCAUCACCAAAUGCGGAAGGAGGAAGAAGGAACAACAGUACGACAUGGUGCUUGAUGUAUGAUUCAACCACUGUGCCUCCCUUAACCCCAUUGUUUUUAUUUUCUUCUUUUGCUGCCCAUGGAAUCUUUCUUGUCACAUGACGAACCUUCUAGCAUUUGUGGUACUUGAGAUCAUCAAGGGAAAAGGAUCACUGCUGCUGGGACUUGAACAUGAACGAAUUCAUGACCAUGCCAAAGCAAUAAUAAUAAUAAUAAUUAAAUGUGAUUGUGCCUUUUUGUCGGGAAAGGGUGGGGGAGGGGGGAGAAGAAAAUCACACGGAUUCAACCCAUUCCUGUGGGUCGUCUCCCAAUGAUGCACUUUCUUCUGUUGUGCGUACGCCCAAAAGUGUUAACGUCCUAUAUACCUCAUUGGCCACGCUCCUGUGGGCGGACAUGGAAGAAAGGGAGUUUUGGAGACACAAGCAAAGGAUCUGGUAACCCAUUUUAGGAUCUGCAACCUAAUUUAUGAACCUUCUUGUUGUUCUGUGACUUUUUUUCCUAGGAAGGGGUGCGAGUGAGCAUGUGGGGUGUGUGUGUGUGUGUGUGUGUGUGUGUGUGUGUUAGGCUGCAAACUGUAAUUCCAAAGUCAAGUUUUUAUAAGGGUUUUGAUGACCAAGGGUUUGUAUUUUUAUAUAAUUGUAAUUAUUUGUCUCUGUUUACUUUUUACACCAGUCUUUUUUUAAAAAAAUAAAUAAAUAAAAACCUCGUAUUUUAUAUUUCUGCCAAAAAGUACACUAUUUUCACCCCUCCCCGCCACUCUUACAGUCUCUCUCGCUUUCCCCCCUCUAAAUAGGCUUUGAAAAACUCCUCCUUAAAAAAGAAAAGAAAAAGACUUGCCCACAAUGUGAAAAUGGUUUGCUGAUUUGAGUUUUUCCCCCUCCCACUAUUGAAAGAAGAAUUUUUUUUAAAGUCUCUGUAUUUUUAAACUGAUGAAUGUUUAUUUCUGUGAAAGUAUUUAAAUGUGUGCUUUUGACUUUAUUUGAGGGGUGGAAGGGAAAAUUAACAUCAUUGUCAAUUUUUGGAGGCAAAAUCUUUGUGCGCGCAAGGAAUAGCACAAUCCCCAGGAUAUUCUCCUCCUUGGAACCCCAUUGAAAUCCAUGGGAGCUGCGUUAAAUGAUCACAAACAGCUUCAGGGGACCAUUUGGGCAGAUGUCCAGUGCCCCACAUAGUAGAAUAAUUAGAGUGAGAGGACAAAAACACCAGGUUUGACUUAACCAAAUAUUGAUGUUGCAAUGAGACCAUUAAAUCCAGAGCCCCAAAUUCCACCUCCGGUUCUGCACAGCUCCCACCAAUUUCAGUGCGAAUUGUGGAGGAGAACUUUCUGCGGGAUUGGGCCCACAAAGGCCAAUGGGAUAGAUACGUGCAAUCUUUUUCUCCUCCCCAUAAAAGUUUUGUAAGAGGAAACUUAUAACCCUCUGCCAGAUGAUACACAGGCAUUAAAAGCAGUCUUCCAUCCCACCACC
Molecule: messenger RNA, 40541 nt
Organism: Podarcis lilfordi (Lilford's wall lizard)
Lineage: Eukaryota; Metazoa; Chordata; Lepidosauria; Squamata; Lacertidae
Source: the annotation of a GenBank genome assembly